Messenger RNA from Ziziphus jujuba (common jujube), 3433 nucleotides. Its product is annotated as dynamin-2A. Gene Ontology annotation, cellular component: membrane; microtubule; cytoplasm. NCBI's taxonomy places the organism in Eukaryota, Viridiplantae, Streptophyta, Magnoliopsida, Rosales, Rhamnaceae. Gene Ontology annotation, molecular function: GTP binding; GTPase activity; microtubule binding. The record is from RefSeq and is a predicted model, not a curated record. The transcript has 22 exons. The coding region runs from base 359 to 3148 and encodes 929 amino acids.
CAAAACAAGAAAGAGAGAAGAUUGAAAUAACAUUUUCAAAACGCUAGAGAGAAGAGAGAGAGAGAGUGGGAAGAAACGGGAGGAGAGAGAGAGAGAGAGAGAGAGAGAGAGAGGAAAGAGGAAGAAAGGGGUUCUCCAACGUUUCCCUGAGCGAAAAACCCCUGUCUUCCUUCGCUUUGAAAUUCCUUGAAAACCGUUGAAAAUUCCCAGUUUGCUUAGCAAGCACAGGCAGAGAGAGAUCUACUCGAUUUCUCAAUCUUUAGGGUUUCGAUCCGAUCCGAAGCUCUUUUGGUUUCUCUCUGCUCUGCUUGGACAACUAAGAAUUUCGGAUCGCUGUUUUUUUUGAAUACUUUGCUCGAUGGAAGCAAUUGAGGAGUUGUCGCAGCUCUCCGAUUCGAUGCGUCAAGCUUCUGCUCUGCUUGCUGACGAAGAUGUUGAUGAGAAUUCCAGUUCGAGCGGUUCCUCUCGACGUGUCUCUACUUUCCUAAAUGUUGUCGUUCUCGGCAAUGUUGGUGCCGGUAAAUCAGCAGUUUUGAACAGUCUAAUUGGACAUCCUGUUUUGCCAACUGGUGAAAAUGGUGCAACUCGGGCUCCCAUAAGCAUUGAUUUACAGAGGGAUGGUUCGUUGAGCAGCAAAUCAAUUAUAUUGCAGAUAGAUAAUAAAUCUCAGCAAGUUUCUGCGAGCGCUUUACGGCAUUCUCUUCAAGAUAGGCUGAGCAAGAGUUCCUCAGGAAAGAGCCGAGAUGAAAUAUAUUUAAAACUACGCACAAGUACAGCACCUCCCCUCAAAUUGAUUGAUUUACCUGGGCUAGAUCAGCGGAUUGUGGAUGAAUCAAUGGUUAGUGAAUAUGCUGAACACAAUGAUGCAAUCUUGCUAAUUAUCAUCCCUGCUGCACAAGCACCUGAAGUCGCUUCAUCUCGAGCACUCAGAAUUGCCAAGGAGUAUGAUGGAGAUGGUACAAGAACUAUUGGUGUGAUUAGUAAAAUAGAUCAAGCUGCUUCAGACCAGAAAGCUCUUGCUGCAGUCCAGGCUCUUUUAUUAAAUCAGGGUCCAUCAAGAGCAUCUGAUAUCCAAUGGAUUGCUCUAAUUGGCCAAUCAGUUUCGAUAGCUUCAGCACAAUCUGGAUCUGUUGGUUCUGAGAGUUCCUUGGAAACAGCAUGGAGGGCCGAGAAUGAAAGUCUCAAGUCCAUUCUGACUGGAGCUCCUCAAAGCAAGCUGGGAAGAAUAGCAUUGGUGGAUGCUCUAGCUCAGCAGAUUCGUAAUCGUAUGAAAAUCCGGCUCCCAAACCUCCUCUCUGGGUUACAGGGUAAGUCUCAAAUUGUUCAAGAUGAGUUAGUGAGGCUUGGUGAGCAAAUGGUGCAAAGCGCUGAGGGCACCAGAGCAAUUGCUCUGGAACUUUGUCGUGAGUUUGAGGAUAAGUUUCUCCAACACAUCACAUCCGGAGAGGGUUCUGGAUGGAAAAUAGUUGCCAGUUUUGAAGGAAAUUUUCCUAAUAGAAUCAAGCAGCUUCCAUUAGACCGACAUUUUGAUAUCAACAAUGUUAAGAGGAUUGUUUUAGAAGCAGAUGGUUAUCAGCCAUAUCUCAUAUCGCCUGAAAAGGGUUUGAGAUCUUUAAUAAAGGGUGUCUUGGAACUUGCAAAAGAACCAUCACGCCUUUGUGUUGAUGAGGUACACCGUGUGUUGGUAGAUAUAGUGUCUGCAGCUGCAAAUGCUACCCCUGGUCUUGGCAGAUAUCCUCCUUUCAAGAGAGAGGUUGUGGCCAUUGCAAGUGCUGCGCUAGAUGGAUUUAAGAAUGAUGCGAAGAAAAUGGUGGUUGCAUUAGUUGAUAUGGAGCGAGCUUUUGUGCCUCCCCAGCACUUCAUUCGUUUAGUUCAAAGGAGGAUGGAGAGACAGCGCCGAGAGGAUGAACUCAAGAACCGAUCUUCAAAGAAAGGACAGGAGGCAGAGCAAUCGAUACUUAACCGGGCUAGUAGUCCUCAAACAGGUGGUCAACAAACUGGUGGAAGUUUGAAGUCAUUGAAGGACAAAUCUGACAAAGCUGAGAAAGAAUUACCAGAGGCUUCUGGUUUGAAGACUGCUGGUGCUGAAGGAGAAAUAACAGCAGGUUUUCUUUUAAAGAAAAGUGCAAAAACUAAUGGAUGGAGCAGGCGAUGGUUCGUUUUGAAUGAAAAGACUGGGAAGCUUGGUUACACCAAGAAACAAGAGGAAAGACAUUUCCGCGGUGUCAUCAGUUUGGAGGAAUGUAAUAUCGAAGAGGUUUCGGAUGAGGAAGAUCCUCCAUCAAAGAGUUCAAAGGACAAGAAGGCUAAUGGGCCAGAUUCUGGAAAAGCAACCAGUCUUGUCUUUAAAAUCACUAGCAAGGUUGCAUAUAAAACUGUGUUGAAAGCACACAGUGCCGUUGUUUUGAAGGCUGAAAGUAUGACCGACAAGAAUGAGUGGAUAAGUAAGAUAAGAAAUGUUAUUCAACCUUCUAAAGGAGGAAAGGGUGCAUCCACUGAAGGUGGUGUUACCUUACGGCAAAGUCAUUCUGAUGGUUCUCUUGAUACAAUGGCUCGUAGACCUGCUGAUCCUGAAGAAGAACUCAGGUGGAUGUCACAAGAAGUACGUGGUUAUGUUGAGGCAGUUUUGAACAGUUUGGCUGCUAAUGUCCCCAAGGCAGUUGUUCUUUGCCAAGUGGAGAAAGCAAAAGAAGAUAUGUUAAACCAGUUAUAUAGCUCUAUCAGUUCUCAAAGCACAGCAAGAAUCGAAGAGCUGCUUCAAGAAGAUCAGAAUGUCAAGCGUCGGAGGGAUCGCAUCCAAAGACAAUCAUCCCUCCUUUCCAAAUUAACACGUCAACUUAGUAUUCAUGAUAACCGUGCAUCUGCAGCCUCCAGCUGGUCUAAUGGUGGUGGAGCUGAAAGCAGCCCAAGAACACCUGGUCCAUCAGGUGGUGAUGACUGGAGAUCUGCAUUUGAUGCUGCUGCUAAUGGCCCCGUUGACUACUCCCCUAGAGACAAGCCUAGAUCCUCAUCCAAUGGUCACAGUCGACAUUACAGUGACCCUGCACAGAAUGGUGAUGUGAACAAUGGAUCAAACUCUGGAAGCCGUCGUAAUACUCCUAAUCGGUUGCCGCCUGCACCACCACAGUCUGGCUACAAAUAUUUCUAAAUGAGCGGACAGAUGACUAUCACUGCAUUCUUGGUGAGUGACCUGUUCAGCCCCACCGUGAUUUUUCUAGUAAAAUCAUUAGGGAAGAGAGAGAGAGAGAGAGGUGUGUACAUAAAAGAUUAAUAUAUAUAUAUCUGUGGUGAUUCUUUCAGGUUUUUUGAGUAAUUUUUUUUCAGUAUUUUUGAAAUUUUUGUAAAAUUUUUCAUUGAAUUUUCAUUUCCUUUACACGCUUCAAAAAUUUAAUGGACCAAUGCGUGAAAUAUAUAUGAUAUGCUAUUUUACCCA